CACUAGUGUAACAGGCGGGUUCCACACACACAGCGCACUGAACUUUCCUGUCAGUGGACGGGCUUUACUCAUCCCAGUCAGUAUCUGAGCGGCUCUGAGUGGCUUUGGGACGCGAAAGGUCUUUUUCCAACUGAAAUAUACUACAACUGAAAGCAAACGCUAAAUAAAACAACAGAAAGAAUCAUGGAAGUCAAUGGAAAUGUCGGCAGAUUCGGUCUGGAGGGAGACCCGGACCUGCAGUUUUUGCUGAAAGGUGGAGACCUACUAAAGGUGAAGUCCAGGUCAUGGAGGAAGACCCGCUUCUUUCGGCUGAAUGAUGACUGCAAGACUAUGUGGCAACAGACCAGCAAGACUUUCAAGAGCGACUCCGGCUUCAGCCUCGAGGACAUCGAUUCUGUGCGGUAUGGCCGUCAGACUGAAGGGCUGCGGAAGUACACUGACCUCUCAGUGGAGGACCGCUGCUUCUCCAUCAUCUUCAAAAGUCGACGGAAGAACGUGGACUUGAUCGCCUCAUCCAAAGAGGAGGCCAAGCGGUGGGUCAGUGGUCUGGAGAAGGUCAUAACUGGCAUGCAAAACCUCAACCGACAACAGAACACCGAACACUGGAUCUAUAACUGCAUGCGCAAGGCAGACAAGAACGCAGACAACAAAAUGUCCUUGAAGGAGUUGAAGCAUUUCCUACGUCAGAUCAAUAUUGAGGUGGACGACAGUUACGCUGAGAUGCUCUUCAAGAAGUGUGACAGAUCACAGUCAGGCACUCUAGAGGGAUCUGAGAUCAAACACUUCUACGAUUUACUGACUUACCGUGAUGAAAUUGAUGUGAUCUAUGCGAAGUACGCUAGUACUAAUGGACAGAUGAGCUCCGGCGACCUGUUGGACUUCCUCCAAUAUGAGCAGAGGGAGCCAGUGUCUUCGGAGUAUGUGCAGAAGCUUAUCGAGAAAUAUGAGGUGGAUGAAAUAGCUAAACAGAACAAGUGCAUGAGCAAAGAUGGUUUCCUGAUGUACAUGAACCAUGAGGAAGGCUCCAUCUUUAACCCCGUCCACAAAGGCAUAUACCAAGACAUGCGCCAACCGCUCAAUCAUUACUUCAUUUCCUCUUCCCACAACACCUAUCUGAUGGAGGACCAGCUGAAGGGGCCUAGCAGCACAGAAGCCUAUAUCAAAGCUCUGAUGAAGAGCUGCCGCUGUGUGGAGCUGGAUUGCUGGGAUGGUGCAAACGGAGAGCCGGUCAUUUACCACGGCCAUACGCUCACAUCCAAAGUGCUCUUCAAAGAUGUCAUCAAGGCCAUCAAAGAAUAUGCUUUCAAAACCUCACAGUAUCCAGUGAUCCUGUCUUUGGAGAACCAUUGCUCCGUAGAGCAGCAGAAGAUCAUGGCCCAUCACUUAACCUCCAUCCUGGGCAGCGCUCUGCUCACUCAACCCCUGGGGUAUCAAAUGCCCACCACUUUUCCAGGACCUGAGGAGCUGAAGGGACGUUUCCUGAUCAAGGGCAAGCGUUUGAACAAACUGGAUGCAACAUUCAACAACAACACCACCGAGGAUGAGGACAGUGUGUCAGAGGAAGAUGAGGCUGCUGAACUCAAAGAGGCUGAACAGAAACCAAAGGAAAAGAGUUCCAACAAGAUCAAGCUGGCUAAGGAGCUGUCAGACAUGGUCAUCUACUGUAAGAGUGUCCAUUUCAGCACCUUCGAGCAUUCAAGAGACAACCACAAUUUCUAUGAAAUGGCCUCCUUCAAGGAGAGCAAAGCAAUGAACCUGGCAGAAAACUCAGCUACAGCAUUUAUUCAUCACAACAUGGAUAAGCUGAGCAGAAUCUACCCAGCCGGCUCCAGAACUGAUUCAUCCAACUACAAUCCAGUGCCACUGUGGAACGCUGGCUGCCAAAUAGUGGCUCUAAACUUCCAGACUCCUUGUAAGGAGAUGGAACUGAAUCAGGGCCGCUUUCUACCUAAUGGCAAGUGUGGCUACAUGCUGAAGCCAGAGUUUCAGAGGGACCCGGCCUCCCAGUUUGACCCCAAGAACCUCAGUGUAGGCCCCUGGCUGCAGAAAAAGACCUUGCAUGUCAUGAUAAUCUCAGCCCAGCAGCUGCCUAAGAUCAAUAAGGACAAGCAGAAGUCCAUCGUGGACCCUCUGGUCAGGGUGGAGAUCUACGGUGUGCCCGCCGACAAUGCCAGCAAACAGACACAUCACAUUGAAAACAAUGGUUUCAAUCCUACGUGGAACACAGACUUCCAGUUCACUGUUCACGUGCCGGAACUGGCUUUGGUGCGGUUUGUGGUGGAGGACUAUGAUGCUGCUUCCCAUAAUGACCUGGUUGGCCUGUACACUCUGCCCUUCACCAGCAUGCAGAAUGGAUACCGCCAUGUGCCUCUGCUCACAAAAAGAGGAAGCCUCAUUCCUUCAGCGGGACUGUUUGUACACAUCAUGGCUCUUGAUGGUUAAUAAACUCCAACAUUCCCCUCAGUCAUUGCAAUGCCAAAGUGUGCAGAUCACUGAACAGCACAGUCAACUAAACUGUUCUCUGCAAACACUUUUUGGAUAAGAUUUGGACCUUUCUGAUAUGCCUUGUGCUUUACUGGUUAGUUCUCCUUACCAUUUGAGUACCGAGGCGUACCUUAAAAUGCUUCAUGGAAUUAGAAUGUGUGGUUUAGUAAAAAAAAAAAAAAAAAACUUUAAAGACAUAAGAAAAAGAAAUAA
Sinocyclocheilus anshuiensis is the source of this 2697-nucleotide messenger RNA. RefSeq names its product 1-phosphatidylinositol 4,5-bisphosphate phosphodiesterase delta-1-like. Gene Ontology annotation, biological process: lipid metabolic process; intracellular signal transduction. Gene Ontology annotation, molecular function: phosphatidylinositol-4,5-bisphosphate phospholipase C activity; calcium ion binding. NCBI's taxonomy places the organism in Eukaryota, Metazoa, Chordata, Actinopteri, Cypriniformes, Cyprinidae. Gene Ontology annotation, cellular component: plasma membrane. The transcript has 15 exons. The record is from RefSeq and is a predicted model, not a curated record. The coding region runs from base 184 to 2442 and encodes 752 amino acids.